UUUAAACUAAAACCUCCUCUCCGCUUCUCAUCAUCAGAGCAUCAAACAAUGCUUCUCUCCGCCACUCGUCUCCACAUAACAGCGCUCUCUCCCGCCAACCUCCACUUCUCCUCCGCCGCCGUCACCACCACCACCACUUCCUCCACCUCACUAAAACCACUCCUCCUCACCACCACCAACGCCUCCUCUUCUUCAAACUCUUCCUCUUCUCCACUUACCUCCACUGCUACUACUCACACUCAACAAAACCAGACUCUUAUCCAUCAAGUGAGCCGCUCUCUUCCCGAUGAAGAACCCGAACAGCAAGAAAUGGUGUCCUCUGCUUCGGCGAUCGCUUCCGCCAUUCGUAAAACCUCAAACUCUCCGAUUGAAUUCGUUCAAGAAAUUGAGAAAUCCGAUAACGCAAAGUUAGUACUGCCGAGUCUCGAUUUUCGCAGGCUUUGCGUCCAACAAUUAGACCUCUUUCGCAGAAUUGUCCAUCCCGAUGCCAUACUAUCGGUUUAUGUUAGGCCAGCAGGGAGUUAUGUUAUGGACCGUUUGGAAUUACGGAGAGUAACAUCAUUUCCAGGAAUGAAUGCGUCUGAUGUGGUAAUGUUAGUUGGUAAUUUUAACGUUCCUGCCGGAUUGCGUGCUGCUGAAGCUGCUCUCUCUAGUCAACAAGUAGAAUUCGUGCCGGAGCAUAAGGCUGUUGUGUUUCCUAUGGUGAAACAUCCAUUUGUUGUCGGGUUCCUGGUUGCUGAGUUGCCUAUAUUGAAAACUGAAACAUCACAUGAGAAUGUGCAGACUAAGGUGGAUGAACAUAGUUUGAUUCGCUUUCAAUCUCCGGAGGAAAAUUAUGCUUUACCUUCGAGUUUACUUUCAAGUACGGAUAACAAUUUUUUAUCUCGGGGAAUUCAGACACUAGAUGAUCAUCCAUCGAGAAUGUAUAACUUUACUUCGGAGCAAAGACUGAAUGCAAUUAAUAUCUCUUGCUCUGUAGCUAUGGCUUAUGUCAUGGAUCAGAAAGCAAUGUUACUGCAGCAAUCAUCUUGGCAAAAUAAUGUCAGAAUGAGUAAUCUUGUUGAACAGAUUCGUGGCCCUCUUUCUAGCAUUCAGACUCUGAGCAAAAUGUUAUCUACCCACAUAAAGAAAACUGAGAUUUCUUAUGACAUUGUGGAAGACAUACUGGUACAGGGUGAUCGGUUGAGAGAUACUCUUCAAGAACUCCAGGAUGCUGUUCGUUUGACAAAGGCCAAUAUAAUGCGCUACAAUGAAGAGGCACUACAGAAAAUGCAAAAUUCGACUUAUCAUCAUGAAUCUCAGUUAUCAGAUAGCAUUCCUAGAUACACAGACAACGCCAAUAAUACGCAAAAUUCUGGUAAACCAUUUUCUCUUAAUGCUCCGUCUGGCGACUCAGAGAUGCCCAUGCCACCUAUGGCCCUUGCUUCCCUACAACAAGAUGGAAUAAGACCGUGCAAUGUUACUGAAGUGUUGUUAGAGUUGGUUGGGGCUGUGCAACCUCUUGCACGUAUGCAGCAACGUGAUGUGGUUCUUUGUGGACUCUCUCAAACUUUACAAGUUGCUGUAGAAGAGCCAUCUCUACGCCAAGCUUUAAGCAACUUAAUUGAAGGUGCGUUAUUGCGUUCUCAUGUUAGUGGCAAGGUUGAAAUUGUGUGUACUGAAGCACCUGCUGGUGGGGCUCUUGUAAUUAUUGAUGAUGAUGGCCCUGAUAUGCAUUAUAUGACUCAGACGCAUUCGCUCAAACCAUUUGGAGCAGCGCAUCUUUCAGACAACAUGCUUGAAGACAACAUGACUUGGAAUUUUGUCGCUGGAAUGACUGUUGCUCGUGAGAUACUCGAGAGUUAUGGCUGCGUUGUCCGUGUAAUAUCACCCCGGAUCGCAGAUGCUGCCCUUGGAGCUGGGGGAACACGGAUAGAACUUUGGCUUCCUUCCUUCGAUGCAUUAUCUGACGCUGACCUAAAUGGCAUCGGCCCUAAAGCAUAGAAUAAAUUGGCUCUUUAAAUAUGCAAGGCUUGUGAAGAUAGAAAAUCAAAUGAGCCAUUGAAGCCAAAUUCCGCUUUCUCCGAGGUCGGGAAUAUAAAUCUUAUAUAGUUUGAUUGCAUUUCCACUGCAUAUGCAGUUAUGUAAAUGUAGAUAAAGAACAUAAUAGUGUAUGUAUGAGCACCUCUUGUUUAUAGAAUGUUGUAAUUACUGUCAACACAAUGUACAAUAUGAGCUAAAGCAUUUGAUUUUUCGAGUGACGGUAGGGGUGUAAUUGUAUGACAUUAAGGGUCAUAUGAUGAAAACUGAUUUAUACUUAGUUAUUUAAUUGAUAAAUUUGGUUUGCUUUAA
Mercurialis annua (annual mercury) is the source of this 2331-nucleotide messenger RNA. RefSeq names its product chloroplast sensor kinase, chloroplastic. Lineage: Eukaryota; Viridiplantae; Streptophyta; Magnoliopsida; Malpighiales; Euphorbiaceae. The transcript is spliced from 9 exons. The record is from RefSeq and is a predicted model, not a curated record. Bases 49 to 1983 code for a protein of 644 amino acids.